Messenger RNA from Microthlaspi erraticum, 3156 nucleotides. NCBI's taxonomy places the organism in Eukaryota, Viridiplantae, Streptophyta, Magnoliopsida, Brassicales, Brassicaceae. The record is from the annotation of a GenBank genome assembly.
AUGCGUGUCGAAGGAAGAGAUUUGGUCGAUCUUGUGCUCUCUUGGUCUCUUCAAGAAGUACUCAAUGUGGAACUUUACAAAGGACAGGUUCGAAAGAUACCUACUGAGUUUGCCUCAACCGCAGACUACUUCAAGUCGUUUAUUCCACCGCUUAUCGAAGAAACGCAUACAGCUCUACUCUCGAGCAUGAAGACAUUGUCAAGAGCACCAGUGGUUGAGAUAAGCUACAUUAUGCCAACAGCUGAGUUCAAGCUUCCUAAAGACUUGUUCUAUAAAGUUUAUUUGAGUGGAACGAGUGGUAAUACGGUUACUGAUGAGACAACUACGCAGUUGAUACCGAAAGAUCUCAUUGCGGUGACAGAUAAAAGGCCGAACCAUCGCGUCGAUGGCGGCUUCAACAUCUCCAACGAGCCUUAUGUACCUGCUAUGGUGUGUAAGGCAGAUCCAGACAGGCCUAAUGUCGUCACUAUCUUGGCAUCAAAACCUCUUUUUCUUGAUGAUUUCGAAAGCAACAGCAAGAACGAGGAAAGACCGAGCCUUUUCGGUGUUUACUUGACGAAUAUCACCACUAAUGUCCGUAUCUGGACCGCCUUGCAUCUUGGUUUAUCAAAUGGGAACUUGAAUCUUUACUCAAGAGUGCUUCAAAGGAACAGUGAGGAUGAUGAUGAUGGAGUUUGCAUUCCCUGUAGACUUGAAGGAAGCGAUGGUCUUGUUCCUCGUAGUUUCCUAAAGCUGAAUCCUUCACAAGAAGAUGCGAUUCUGAGCUGUUUAGACGCUAGACGAUGCCACCACGAGAACACGGUUAAACUGAUUUGGGGUCCUCCAGGGACAGGGAAGACGAAGACAACGAGUGUGAUGCUUUUCACGCUUUUAAAUGCGAAAUGUAGAACCUUGACAUGUACUCCAACGAAUGUCUCUGUUCUUGAAAUUGCGUCAAGAGUUGUGGAGCUAGUCACUAGAUCGUUAAAGAUUGGUAGAUACGGUGCUGGAGAUGUGGUUUUGUUUGGGAAUGGUGAGAGGAUGAAGAUCAAAGAAAGAAGAGAACUUGUUGAAUUCUUCUUGGACGAGCGGGUUGAUAAGCUUUACCCUUGUUUCAUGCCCUUUUAUGGAUGGAGAGCUAGUAUUGAUUCUAUGAUAAGCUUACUGGAAGACCCUCAAGGACAGUAUCAUCACUACUUGGAGGACCAGAAGAAGAAAAGCAAAGUUGCUUGUGACUUUGAAGAAGAACAAGAAGGCCCUGAGUCAUUUCAAGAAUAUCUACCAAAGAGAUUCAGUGAGCUUAGGAAAGAUCUUGAGCUUGUUUUCUCAAGUUUAUGCACACAUUUGCCUACUUCUCUGCUCUCAUCUGAAGCCGCAGCGCGAAUGUAUGAAAGUAUUGAACUUGUCAGAGAUGCUACAGUUUUAGCUAUACCAGAUGGUGAUGAAGGAGUGAAACCAGUCCUCAUUGUUAAUGGAGAAAGAAGUGAAAGGUUCAGCAGACCACAACACGCGAGAGUAGAGACUUAUUAUCUAAAGCUGUUGAGACUCAUCCCUGAGAUUUUCAAACUUCCAGGUGUAGCUGAUAAGCAUCUUAUCAAAGAGCUUUGCUUGGGACACGCUUGCUUGCUUUUCUCUACUGCAUCAUGCUCUGCAAGAUUGUAUACAGGAACACCGAUACAGCUUCUUGUGAUCGAUGAAGCUGCUCAGUUAAAAGAAUGUGAAACAGCUAUUCCCUUGCUCCUUCCAGGAGUCCAACACUCAAUCUUGAUUGGAGAUGAGAAACAGCUUCCUGCAAUGGUCGAAAGUCAGAUUGCUUUAGAGUCAGGAUUUGGGAGGAGUUUAUUUGAAAGAUUGGUCAUUCUUGGACAUAGGAAGUACUUGCUAAACAUUCAAUAUAGGAUGCAUCCAUCUAUAAGUAUCUUCCCGAACAAAGAGUUCUAUGGAAUGAAGAUUCAAGAUGCUCCAACGGUAAGACAAAGAAACUACACAAGGCAAUAUCUUCCUGGAAAACUGUAUGGGACUUACUCUUUCAUUAACAUUCCAUAUGGAGAAGAACAAUAUGGUGAAGGACGUAGUCUUAAAAACAAUCUUGAAGUUGCUGUUGUCUCGGAUAUAGUAGCCAAACUUCUCCAAGUUUCGGAGAAGACAAAGUUACGCAUAAACGUUGGUGUGAUCUCUCCUUAUAAAGCUCAAGUAUUUGCAAUCCAAGAAAAGAUUCAAGAAACAUGCAGCGGUGGUGAUGCAGGAGGACUCUUUUCGGUUAGGGUUCGUUCAGUUGAUGGGUUUCAAGGUGGUGAAGAAGAUAUUGUAAUAGUUUCAACUGUUAGAUCCAAUGGUAUUGGAAGAGUUGGUUUUCUUGCAAACCGUCAAAGAACAAAUGUAUUACUCACUCGAGCAAGGUUCUGCUUAUGGAUACUUGGAGAUGAGGCAACUUUGAUGAAUAGCAAGUCUUUGUGGAGGAAUUUGAUACAAGACGCAAAGCAACGAGGCUGUUUCCAUGAUGCUGAAGAAGACGAGUCAUUAGCUAGGGCUAUUGCUAUUGCGAAAAUCGAGUUUAUUGAUAGGCGAAUGAACAAUUCAAAAUGGAAGGUUUGCUUCAGCAACGAGUUCAAGAAAUAUGUGGGAGAAAUCAAGAACCCGGAGACUUACCGGGAAAUAAAGAGUUUCUUGGAAAUGAUGUCACAAGGUUUGCUUCAUGAAGAAAACUCGGAUAGAGACAAACUAGUUUCUUCUUCUUCUCAGCUGUUAAAGCAAAGCAAGAUCGACGAUUUUCUAAGGCUCAUUUGGUCUGUAGACAUUGUUAAAGAAGGGUUUCACUAUGUCCAAGUUCUGAAGAUUUGGGAUGUUGUGCCAUCAUAUGAUGCUUCUGAAGCUGUAAAACGUCUAGACGUAAAACAUAUGAGAUAUACAAGAGACGAGAUUGAACAGUGCAAAGCCAGAUGUUUCAGAGGGGAUAUAGUUGUGCCCUUGAGAUGGUCUGUUGUGUCUACUAAUGGUAGCUCGAUGAUUUGUUCAAGGGAAGUUGUGGGUAGGUUUGGAUCACUCAACCAUGUGGGAGAAACAGUAACUUCUGAACCUUCCAAUGACUCUUGGGAACCUCUAGAUGAUGAAAUGGAAGAGCAGGAUACUGAAUUAGACAGAUUAAGCAAUCUUUUUAGCUCAAAACUUGCUCUGUGA